AUUCCCGCCCAAACUCUUCACACCGUAAGCUGAGUUUAGGGUUUCGGCCAAGAAGAAGAAGAAGAACAAGUAUGAGUAAGAAAAUCGUUCAAGUCGAAGAAGAAAUUGAAGGAAACCUUGUAGAGACAGACGACUACAUAUUUGAUAAGAUCGGCGAGGCCUUUCCGAUUAGGACUGAUGAUUUCACCUUCGAUCCCCAAAGCAGCCCCUCCCGGCCACUCGCCGUAUCGGAGAAGCACGGCCUCCUCUUCGUCGCUCAUUCUUCCGGGUUUUUCGUCGCGAGGACUAGAGAUGUUAUGGCCUCCGCCGCCGAGAUUAAGGAGAAGGGAAGAAGCUCUUGUUCAUCUUCAUCCAUACAGCAGCUGAGUGUUGUUGACGUUCCCCUUGCCAAGCUUCACAUUCUCGCACUCUCUACCGAUAAUUAUACUCUUGUAGCUACUGCAGAUUCCGACAUUCACUUCUUCUCCGUCGGUUCUCUCCUCGAUAAGUGUAUAGAACCAUCUUACUCUUGCUCACUCAGUGAUUCCAGCUCUGUCAAGGACAUGCAAUGGACAAAGAAAUCAGAAAAUAUAUAUGUGCUUCUUUCAAAUCUCGGAAAGCUCUAUCAUGGAACGGUUGGUGGCCCUCUGAAGGAUCUAAUGGACAAUGUUGAUGCUGUUGAAUGGAGCUUAAAAGGAAAAUUAAUUGCUGUGGCAAGGAAGGAUACUCUUUACAUUUUGUCAUCUAACUUUGUUGAGAAGUCAUCUAUGCUACUUUCAUUCAAGUCCUGGCUUGAUGAUCCUGAUACAAACUCCAUCAUAAAAGAUUGGCCAUUAUCAAGCUCUGAAACUGAAGUAUUUUCUCAAUCAUCAGUGGAUACUAUCAGGUGGGUUCGCUCUGAUAGCAUCAUUUUGGGAUACUUUCAACUGAAUGCAGAUGGGAAUGAAGAAAAUUACCUUGUACAAGUAAUACAAAUCAAAGAUGGCAAAUUCACUAAUGAAUCCUGCAAGCCAGUGGUUAGAUCUUUCUAUGAUAUGUUUUCAUGUAUCAUUGAUGACAUUUUGCCGUCUGGAAGCGGACCAUACUUAUUAUUGAGCUAUCUGGAGGAAUGUGAACUUGCAAUAACUGCUAACAAGAAGAAUGCGGAUCAGCAUGUUGUAUACCUUAGUUGGUCGCUGGGGGAGGAAAACAAUGAAGCUGUAAUUGUAGAUAUCGUACGAGAUAAUUUGAAACCGAGAAUUGAGCUUCAAGAAAAUGGUGAUGAUAAUUUGAUAUUGGGGCUCUGCAUGGACAAAAUUUCAGUAAGCCAGAAAGUCAGUGUCGGACUUGGAAUGGAACAGAGAGAACUCUCACCAUACUGCAUUCUAAUUUGUCUGACACUAGACGGAAAGCUAAUUAUGUACCAUGUUGCCAGUGUUAGUGGUGAUACAGUUAAGCCUGCUAGUGUUUCUAGUUCUGAUGAGGAAGAAGAUUCUGCUGCAUUGGGAACUGUAGGAUGUGAACCAGCUAAAUUGUCUCCCGAUCUGCAGAAGGAACAAUUUGGAAAGCUUGCUGUGGAGGCACCUUGGGCUGAUAAGGACAUAAAGGAACUUGACAGAAUAGUAAGUCUUCAUGUCCUCACAAAAGAUGACCAGAAGUCUCUUGCUCUAAACGAGACUUCGGUGCUCAAGGAAGAAAGUACCUACAAUAACAAGAAAGUGGAGCCUUUAACAAGGUCUCAGUCGUUUAAAGGUCAACAGGAACUUAUUUUCUCGAACCCCCACUUAAAUAAAAAUGGUAAACAAAUGCAGCUCCCUGUACAGGAAAACAAAGGUAUACCACAUGCAUGUACUGAUUCUUUUUCCCAAGAUGGGGAUAGUCUUGUGUUCAGGAACUUGAGCAAGACAGGAACUCAAAAAAAUUCUGUACUUGGUACGAGCAGUGUCUCUUUUGUUGAGACGGGGGUGAAAUCUCUAGGAAAAAUGGAGUCAACAGAUUUACAAAUGUUUUCAUCUCAGUCCUCUUCAAGUGGUGAAAUCACAUCUUCAAUGGGCACCGAUGCAAAGUCUCCAAGUGUGCCUUCAACUUUUAUUAAAGGUAGCAGAUCUGGAACUUCAACUACAUUAAGCUUUUCUGGUAUGCCAGUUGAGAACAGGGGAAGGAGAUCAUCAACUGCUGGUGGAAAUAUUGCAUCAGUACCUCCCGUACCUCCCAUUUCUAGCUUCCAAAUGUCAUCACAGGAAAUGUUUUUGAUUGACAAGUCUUUCAACCACAAGAUUUAUCCAGUGAAGGAAAAUCACAGAGAACAUCCCCAUUCAAGGAUGCCAAACUCCGAACCAAGUUUAUCAAAAAAAUUUGGCAAUAUAACAGAGAUGACCAGGGAGUUGGAUAUGUUCCUACAGUCUAUAGAGGAACCAGGUGGAUUCAGGGAUGCCUGCAUUGUUAAUCAGAGAAGUUCUGUUGAAACAUUGGAGAGAGAGGUUGGGAUUCUGUAUGAGAGAUGCCGAAUAUGGAAGGGCACUAUGAAUGAACGACUUAAUGAAGUACAACAUCUUUUUGACAUGACUAUACAAGUACUGGCACGGAAAAUAUACAUGGACGGGAUUGUGAAACAAGCUUCUGAUAGCCAAUAUUGGGACUUCUGGAGUGGUCAGAAAUUGAGUUCAGAACUUGAGCUGAAGAGGCGACAUAUUUCAAAAAUGAAUCAGGAUUUGACUGAUCAGUUAAUUAGGUUGGAAAGACAUUUUAAUGGCCUUGAGCUUAACAAAUUUGGUGAAAAUGAUAGAGUUCAUGCUGGUCAAAGCUCUUCACAAAGUCGAUUUGGGCAUUCAAGACACACUCAGUCCUUGCAUAGUCUACAUAGCACAAUGACAUCACAAUUAGCUGCAGCCGAUCAACUGUCUGAGUGUCUAUCAAAACAAAUGGUGGCACUAAAGAUUGAGCCGCCUUCUGUAAAACAGAAGAAUGUGAAAAAGGAGUUGUUUGAAACUAUAGGGAUUACUUAUGAUGCCUCUUUCAGUUCCCCUUCCCCAGAUGUGUCAAAGUUUCGUGGUACUCCCAAAGAGAAACUAUCAUUCUCUUUGGGUUCAUCUACUGCUAAAGAUCGACCCAGGAGAAAUUCAAGCGCCACAAAGAAUUAUGAACCAGAAACUGCAAGGAGGAGGAGAGACUCACUAGAUAGGAGCUGGGCGAACUACGAGCCUACAAAAGCCACUGUCAAAAGGUUGCUUUUGCAAGAAAGUGGGAAGGUAAGUGUGAAUAGAUCAUCAUUAUCGGCUGAUAAGCAACGCAUUAGCCCUCGCCUGGAGCGUUCAGCCGUUACUCAUCCACAGGAUCACACGGUGCCUGCAACGCUCUUUCAUCCAUCUGAAAACAAAGGCAUCCAGGAUACACACUCAAAACAGGCUUUGGAAAACCCUGCAACUCCAUUUGUUUUUCCAAAGGAAUCAGCAAGGCAAAAUUUUAUGAGGGAAAUUAACCAGACAGCAGAAAAUUCUGGUGGGGGCAUAAUAUCUGUUAAGAAGUCCGAAUCAGUUUCUGCAAGGGAAAAGUUUGUUUUUCCAUCAGACACUAGUCAAAACCCAUAUACUUUUAUGGUACCUACACAGACAGCUCCAGUGCUUAAGAAAACCUACGAUAUGCCAAAUUCAUCUCCUGAAAAUGGUGUACUUCCAAUAGAAAAUAGUUUGAAGGAUAGGCCUUUGAACACAACAAUUCCAUCUCCAGAAUCUGGGAAAAAACAUAAUUCUCCAUUUUCUUCCUCAUUUCUUGUUUCUGUGGCCCCUUCUGCGACAUCCUCAAUGUCAGUUUCAGCACCCCCAUCUUCAAUAUUUAGUUCCUCAUCAGCUUCUCUAUCGUCUGUAUCAAGUGCCUCAUCAACUUUGCCUUCCUUACCCUCCUUGAUGUCUCCAAACAGACCUUUGACAAACUCAAAGACUACAGCUGAUAUGAAUAAACCUGUCUCAACAUCAUUCCCAGUAUCAGCUUUUCCCUCUCCAGUUGUUGUACCUUCUGGUUCUUUCUCGAUGAGUGUUUCAAAAUCACCAUUGCCCUCUGACAUUGCACCUGCGACGAAGUCCGCAUCAGAAUCUCCAGACACAGAGAUUCAACCACUAUCAAAGACUGCUGUGAAUUCUAAUACUAUAGUACCCCCAGUGGAUUCUGGACCUUCUCCUGCUGAAACUAAUCCAAAUCUCAAACCUUUGAUAUUACCUCCAGUUACAGUUGAAAAUUCAACAGGCCUAGCUCCUGAUAAUCAGUCCAGUUUCAGCAAUGCUAGUCCUGCACCAGUGGUGGCACCAGGAAGCCAACCCAGUUUGAAGAAUACAUCAGGUCCUACACUGAAUGUGAUUGUAAAUGCUCAGCAGGAACAGACAUCUGCUGGACAAUCUCUAUUUCCUGCAGCACUCUCCAAUUCAGGGAGUGCUGCUAGUAGAACCAUAGAUGUCCAAAAUGCCCAGGAGGAUGACAUGGAUGAAGAGGCUCCUGACACAAGUAGCCUGGUUGGACUUGAUUUUGGAAGCCUCGGUGCAUUUGAGCUUGGCUCUUCCCCUAACCCGACCGCUGCUAAACCCAAUCCAUUUGGUGGAUCAUUUGGUAAUGCAGCAACAAAUGUGGCAACUUCGCCUUUCCCCAUGACUGUUCCUAGUGGAGGGUUGUUUCAGCCUGCAUCUCUUAACUUCCAGUCUCUCCAUCCUUCUCCAUCAUCUCAGCCAGCAAAUCCAGGUGCAUUUGCUAGUGGGUUUGGCACUAGUACUACGGCCCCAUAUCCCAGUCCGGGUGGGUUUGGCCAGCCAUCACAGGUUGGACCAGGGCAGCAGGCAUUGGGAUCAGUUUUGGGUGCUUUUGGACAGUCGAGACAGCUAGGUACUGCUUUACCAGGAACUGGUUUUGGAUCACCUGGUGGUUUUGGUGGUGGCAUUGCUAGCAAUAAACCUACAGGUGGUUUGUCAGAUGCUGCCACCGGAGGAUUUGCAGGCGCUUCUUCUACUGUUGGCGGUUUUGCGGCUGUGGCUUCUGGUGGUGGUGGAUUUGCUGCUUUGGCUUCAGGGGCUGGGGGUUUUGGCGGUGCGUCUUCAGGGUUUGGGGGUUUUGGCGGUGCGGCUUCAGGGUUUGGGGGUUUUGGGGGGGCGGCUUCAGGGGGUCCGGGUUUUGGCGGGGCGGCUUCAGGGGGUUCGGGUUUUGGCGGGGCGGCUGCAGGGGGUUCGGGUUUCGGUGGUGCAGCAGCAGGGAGUUCGGGUUUUGGUGGUGCUGCUCCAGCUGGUAGCGGGUUUGCAGGAGCCAAUGCAGCAGGUGGUGGAUUUGGUGCAUUCGGUGGCCAGCAAGGAUCUGGUGGUUUCUCUGCUUUUGGUAGUGGAGGAACCGGUAAGCCUCCAGACUUGUUAUUCCAGAUGAGGAAAUAACUGAUUUGGUAAAUCGAACUUGUUGGCAUUUAUCAUGUCAAUCAUGUGAAUGUUGUUAGAGAAUGUUUGGGUUGAUGGCUACUCGGGUUCUCGUUGUACAGGUCUCCCUUCAAUCUGCAAUAGAACAGUUUGAAGUGUAUCCUUGAGCAAUUUUAUUAACUUGCAUCCGCUGCCUGCUAAUUAUUUGCGUACAGGUCUCCCUGUAGUCUGCAAUCGAACAGUUUAAACUUUAAAGUGUAUCCUUGAGCAAUUUUAUUACCCUGCAUCCGCUGCCUGCUAAUUAUUUGCGCGUUAACUUGGUGCUUCACAUU
Messenger RNA from Argentina anserina (silverweed cinquefoil), 5671 nucleotides. Its product is annotated as nuclear pore complex protein NUP214. NCBI's taxonomy places the organism in Eukaryota, Viridiplantae, Streptophyta, Magnoliopsida, Rosales, Rosaceae. The transcript has 17 exons. The record is from RefSeq and is a predicted model, not a curated record. Gene Ontology annotation, molecular function: structural constituent of nuclear pore. Gene Ontology annotation, biological process: RNA export from nucleus. The coding region runs from base 72 to 5360 and encodes 1762 amino acids.